GUGAUUUUCAAAUGCCCCUAUGCUCAGCUAUGUUGGAACGACUGUUGGAAAGCUGGCCUAUUGAUCGAUGAUAAUUGUGCUCGGCCAUUCUCGACCGAUUUCUUUCGACUUUGAAAGCAGCAAAAUCGUAUUUCUUAGACGCCAUGACAGUUUACAACGCUUAUCAUUGGGAUUAUACCCUUCUGGCAGCGUUUUGUAUUCCAAUUGCGACAAUUGCAGUUAUCCUUCGUUUUGUCGCUCGUGCUCGAACUCAACAGAAAUAUGGCUAUGAAGACUGGUUCGCAGUGGUUUCCCUUCUAUUCUUUCUUGCCUUCUGCGGCUGUCUAAUAUGGGGUGGAAAUCAUGGCUCUGGCUAUUCUCCUCUCGAAUUACCAUAUCCUGUCUUGGUGAAAUUUCUGAAAGCCGAAUAUGCUUCCGGUCUCCUCAUACCUGCUUCAAUGAUGGCAGCGAAGAACAGUAUUCUUUUCCUCUACGCCCGUAUCUUCUCAAUCGAUAGGUCGUUCUCGAUAAGCAUCCGUAUUGUUGGCUUCUUGAACAUUAUCUGGUUCAUCGCUGCUACACUCGGCCUCGUAUUCCAAUGCAGACCAGUUCACAAGGCAUGGGACCCUAUUGUACCAGGCAAAUGUUUCAACUAUGCCGCCUUUAUGCUUGGUAUCGAAAUACCUAACUCGCUACUGGACUUUGUUAUGAUGGCACUUCCGAUCAGCAUGCUUCGAGAGAUGCGAAUAAGCGUACGAGAGAAAAUUAUCCUUGUCAUGAUAUUCAUGUUAGGCGGGAUGGUGGGUAUCAUUGGCUUUAUUCGUAUCGCACUUGUCUAUAAGUCCGUCCAAUCGAACCUCCACGAGUUGGGUCUUUGGGUUGGAAUACAAACGGUCAUGGCAGUCUUCUGCUGCUGUGUACCAACCUAUCGUCCAUUUAUCAAAGGAAUGAAGCUACCUAAGUCCAUUACAAGCCGUUAUGCUUCAAUGCUCGGUCAGCGAACUGGCUCUUCGAAGACAAGAUCAAACAAAUCCAGUCAAAACUCUGAUCCUUACAGUAAGCCACACCUCACAGACGGGAGCUAUGACCUAGGGAAUUUAGGACAUGAGGAGAGUGUCUUGACGCGUGUCGAAGUUGGCUCUAUGAAGGAUAACCACAGCAGCUAUCCAAUGAAGACGGUUAACGUUGAGAGCACGGUGGAGAUGGUCUGAGAUGCCUUGCUAAAAUUUAUUUCUUGUUUGCACCGAUACAGGGAGGGAGAGCAAUAUGCGCUUGUCUCAUUGUAAAUUAG
Mollisia scopiformis is the source of this 1270-nucleotide messenger RNA. RefSeq lists its product as uncharacterized. The coding region runs from base 144 to 1190 and encodes 348 amino acids. The record is from RefSeq and is a predicted model, not a curated record. The transcript is spliced from 5 exons. NCBI's taxonomy places the organism in Eukaryota, Fungi, Ascomycota, Leotiomycetes, Helotiales, Mollisiaceae.